GCAGCAGCAACAGGCGCUUGAAGCAGGAUCCCAGUGGAGCAGCAGCGACUCGUCAACUCGCUGGAAAGUGACCGAUCCGAUCUCAGGGGCCGGAUCAUGGACAGUGGCUGCUGCCCGACGGAGGGAGAUGGAGCAGAGAGUGACCAGCAGCAGCCUCUCGUUCUGCAGAGGGUGGAGAAGGAGGCGGAGAGAAGCUGUCAAACCGUCCUGAGGCAUCGUGUGAAGAAACACUGCUCGUGCUCCUCGGUGAAGCUCAAAUCCAAAGCACUGGACUUCUUCCCCAUCCUGAAAUGGAUGCCACGCUACAAGGUCAGGGACUGGCUUCUGGGCGACGCCAUGUCGGGACUCAUCGUCGGGAUCCUGUUGGUUCCCCAGUCCAUAGCUUACUCCUUAUUGGCCAGCCAGGACCCUAUUUAUGGUCUGUACACGUCCUUCUUCGCCUCCAUCAUCUACGCCCUGUUGGGCACCUCCAGACACAUCUCGGUGGGGAUCUUCGGCGUGCUGUGCCUGCUGGUGGGCCAGGUGGUGGACAGGGAGCUGGCUCUGGCUGGAUACCUCCCAGAAGGCACCAGCAGUAACGCCAGCGUCCUCCUGCUGGCUGACCAGGGGAAUGGCAGCGUCGGGCUGGAAUGUGACAGGAGCUGCUACGCGAUCACAGUCGGAGCCACGCUAACCUUCACUGCCGGGAUUUACCAGGUGCUCAUGGGUAUUUUCCAGGUGGGCUUCGUCUCCGUCUACCUCUCGGACUCUCUGCUCAGCGGCUUCGCUACCGGAGCCUCUCUGACCAUCCUCACCUCGCAGGUCAAGUACCUGCUGGGGCUGAAGAUCCCCCGGCCCCAGGGCUGGUUCACCCUGUGCAAGACCUGGUUCAGCAUCUUCACCGGCCUGGGGAACACAAACAUCUGUGACCUGGUGACCAGUCUGGUGUGUUUGCUGCUACUGCUUCCAACCAAGGAGCUCAAUGAUCGCUUCAAAGCCAAGUUGAAGGCUCCGAUCCCCUUCGAGCUCUUCGUGGUGAUAAUCGCGACCCUGGCGUCUCACUUCGGCCACUUCAACACCGAGUACGGGUCGAGCGUGGCCGGGGUAAUCCCCACUGGCUUCCUUCCCCCCCAGUUGCCCUUGUGGUCUCUGAUCCCCAACGUGGCUGUCGACGCCUUCUCCAUCGCCAUCGUGGGCUUCGCCAUCACCGUGUCUCUGUCGGAAAUGUUCGCCAAGAAGCACGGCUACACGGUGGACGCCAACCAGGAGAUGUUCGCCAUCGGCUUCUGCAACAUCCUGCCGUCGUUUUUCCGCUGCUUCACCACCAGCGCCGCUCUGACCAAGACGCUGGUGAAGGAGUCGACCGGCUGCCAGACGCAGGUGUCGGGGCUCGUCAGCGCCCUCGUCCUGUUGCUGGUGCUUCUGGUUAUUGCACCGCUCUUCUAUUCCCUGCAGAAGUGUGUCCUCGCCGUGAUCAUUGUGGUCAACCUCCGCGGGGCUCUACGGAAGUUCCUGGACAUUCCUAACAUGUGGCGCAGGAAUCGUGUGGACGCCUGCAUCUGGCUGGUCACCAUGUUGACGUCCUCGCUGGUCAACACAGAGCUGGGGCUCCUGGUCGGGAUUCUGGUGUCGGCGUUCUGCGUCCUCGCCCGGACUCAGCAGGUCCAGGUCCUGGAGCUGGGCCGGGCCUCGUCCAGGGAGCACUACGAGGACCUGUUGUCUUACCACGGCCUCCGCACCCAUCCGGGAGUGGCGGUCUUCGGGUACCAGGCUCCCAUCUAUUACGCCAACCAGAGCCUGUUCAAGACAUCUCUUUACAACCGCGUGGGGCUCGAUCCCGUGAAGGAGAAGGCACGACGGCUAAAGUUCCUCAAGCAGCAGCAGAAGAAGAAGAAGAGCAAACAGGAGGAGGUGGCAAAGCUGACGUCAGAAAAAGAGGUGGAAGCUGAAGGGGCCGUGACCCUGAUGCUCGACGUGGAGUCGCCUCGGAACCUGCGGAGCAUAGUGAUCGACUGUAGCGCCAUCUUGUUCCUGGACACCGCCGGAGUGAGCGCUCUGAAAGAGGUUCGCAAAGAUUACGAAGAACUCGGGGUCCGGGUGGUUCUGGCCCAGUGUAGCACCUCGGUGCUGGACACUCUGGAAUCGGGGGGGUACUACCCCGACACAGGAGGAGAUGAUGGGGGGGAGAAGAAAAAGAUCUUCUUCACUAUCGCCGACGCCGUCCGCUCCCUCCAGAGUCUCCAUGCUCCCAACGGAGACUGUGACACCAGGUGCUGAAGAAACAUCUGUCCAAAUGUCCAUGUUUACAUGUAUAUUUGUAGUUUACAUGUAUGUUGCAGUUUACAUGUAUGUUGCAGUUUACAUGUGUGUUUGCAGUGACAAUCUCACAUGAUGCAAAUCAAACAUGCAUUGUUGCCUUUGUGCCUUGUGAUGCUACUGUGGUAGCAGCGGUUAGGUAGAAUAGAAGUUAAAUAAGUUUUCAUAUUGGCAAAUGAAUGCGAGAGCCGAUAUGUCGACGAGGUUCAUAUCAGUCGGGCUCUGAUCCAGAAUUUAAAUUUAUUUCACCAACAAGACGACGGUUAAAAAAACUCUUCACUGAGAAACGAUGCUUCAAGGGGACAUUUCAAAAAUCUAUUUUUAGUACCUAAUCAUUUUAACGAUAUCGCUGGUGGAUUAAAUCUGUACAAUCUUUCUACUGUAGUUUCACUGAACAUGUGCCGUUACAGUUACCCAUAAUGCAUUUAUCUAUUGUACCAAUGAUAAUCAAUAUUGUCUACGGGAGAGACAUGUUUACGAGGCCAUUAAGAGAUAAAUGAACACGUAUCUUAUCUUAGCUGAUGAGAUAAUAAGAGCUAAGUUUGUCUUGAGACCUUUUGCACCCUUUGUCUAUGCACUAAACCUCCGGUGCCUUUACUGAGCAGAAUCUGUCCAUGUAUGAACUCUGAAUGUUUUCAAAUCAGGUCCGACAUCUACAAUCUGAAGACCUGUCACCAAAGACGCAUUUUCUGAACCUUUGUCGAGUUAUUUUUAUUAAGAACAAAGGUCAAGUGCAUUUGUGUGUUUCGGUGUAAAUGACCGUGUGAGCUGAAUGGGCCACGUGGACACACACUACUCUGUGAUGUGUGUGUUUGCUGAGUGAGAUGACUGACGUUGUUACACGCAUGGCUUUAGUUUGUGUUAUUAUAUCUCGGUCAAGAUCAUGAAUGUGCUGUAACAUUGAUUUGUUCAGAACUCAUGGCUCCAAAGUUAAGCUUCUGGGUCCAUUACUCUGUAUUUUGUGACACCAGAAGAAGCUCAGGGCUGGUUUCAUGUGUGUGUGUGUGUGUGUGUGUGUGUGUGUGUGUGUGUGUGUGUGUGUGUGUGUGUGUGUGUGUUGUGUGUGUGUCAGCUAAAGUCCAAACAGCAGAAAGGACCAAAUGUCCUGAAAACAGAAAAUCCUUCUGGACACAGAGGGACUGUUUUCUGAAGCAGGUCAUCUGAGUGAAGGACAGGUGUCAUUGAUCUUCACUCUUCAGUUCCAUUAAAAAUCAGUGGAAACCAAAUAAAGAGAGAACUUUAAUCAUGUAAAACUGUAAAAUGCUGUUUGUUAGAAACCCUUAAAUCCAGUUUGACCUUGACUCUGACCUUGUUGGAGACAUGAGUGUUUGUAGCUUUAGUUCUUUCUCAAACCAAACAUAUCUGUAUAUCACUUAGACACAGUUAUAUUAUCUUAUACAGUCUUAAGACAACUUUGCAGUAUAUUGUAUUGUUCUUAUUUAUUUUUGCCAAAUAUGUAACCGUCAACAGAAUCUCUGUGUCUGAGGUUUCACGGCUGCACCAGCUUUGAUCUGCUUUGAUCCUGAAACAGAACUGGUGUGUACACUUUAGAUUCAGGUCUAUUUGUUGAACAUGCUACUGACUUCUGACUUCAAUGAUUCUGUUUUUAGAAAUAUAUUGUUAUAUAUAUAUUUACACAUAUAAAAGACAUUUUAAAGUUAAGUUUUCUUUUCUCUUUACUGUUCAGUUUACGUUUAACAGGGGCUCGAUCUUCUGUGAAAGUGAACUUUAGUUUAGAAUCAAAGGAGAAAUCUCUGUCAAUCUUCUCGAUCAUCCAAUAAAGAUAAAACAUUUCAGUGGG
Messenger RNA from Platichthys flesus (European flounder), 4096 nucleotides. RefSeq names its product solute carrier family 26 member 2 (gene slc26a2). Gene Ontology annotation, molecular function: bicarbonate transmembrane transporter activity; secondary active sulfate transmembrane transporter activity; oxalate transmembrane transporter activity. NCBI's taxonomy places the organism in Eukaryota, Metazoa, Chordata, Actinopteri, Pleuronectiformes, Pleuronectidae. The transcript is spliced from 5 exons. Gene Ontology annotation, biological process: transmembrane transport. Bases 97 to 2256 code for a protein of 719 amino acids. Gene Ontology annotation, cellular component: membrane. The record is from RefSeq and is a predicted model, not a curated record.